AUGGAUUCCUCACAAUACUACUACAACCACCAUCACCACCACUCCCACCGCCAUCAUCACAAGUCACUAUCGCAGCAACAGUCGUCCACCUCCCUCUCGUCGACGAACCGGGGAACCCCGCCGCUGCAUACCCAUCUCCCCUCCUCUUCUUCUAUGCCUUUGAGGACGGCAAACAGUACACCGAUGUCCUCUCCUGGCCUCUUUAGUCCUUCGGCCUCCCGACAAAACCUCGCCACCUCUGUUUCCGAGAACAACACGCCUCCCAAUUAUGCACAGAGUCCACUACUGCAUCCUCUGCAGAUGCACAAAGUUAGAGAGACGCACAAGGCGCUCAUUGAUUCAGAUACCGCUACGGGCCGGAAACUUAUCAACCAAUAUGAAGUGAUCGAAGAAAUCGGCCGUGGCAUGCACGGCAAGGUCAAGCUGGCUCGGAACCUCGAGACCGGUGAAAAUGUGGCUAUCAAGAUUAUUCCACGUUUUUCUAAGAAGCGACGUCUCGGGAAGGUUACGGCAAAGUCUCCCCAAGACAAGACGAAGAAGGAAAUUGCUAUCUUGAAGAAAAUUCGCCACCCCAACGUAGUCGCCCUCCUCGAAGUCAUCGACGACCCUGAACUAAAGAAAAUCUACAUGGUUCUCGAACAUGUAGAACUUGGAGAAGUCGUAUGGCGAAAGAAAGGCCUCCCUCACAUCUGUCUGUACGAGCGACGACGCAUAGAACGCGAGAUGCGAGGCGAGCUUCCCACCCCCGAAGAGGAUCGCUACGAGCAGCUUCUUGAGCACCGCCAGGCUGUGAAGCAGAUGAAGCGAGCUAAGAUGGCUCAAAACUACCCCGGCCAGAUGAACUGGAGUUUCGAGAACGGCGGAGCGGAUGAGCCCAGCAGUAGCCUGGGAAGUCAGUCCCGGUCAAUGCAAGAUUUCGUCAUGAGUGAUGGCCCGCCAUCCCGACCUGCUUCUCGACAGACAUUCCGUGAAGAAUCAAGGAGACAUUCUCGAUCACGCUCUGUUGUUUCAUCAACCCGUGCGGUAGAAGACCCCGAUGAGUUCGUCAACUGGGAAGACGACAUGGAAACCCCUCUAGGCCUUCGAUCUAACCCUACCUCCAGCACUGCUUUGGAUGGUACCAUGUAUGGUCCAUAUGUGGAUGAGGGCUUCCGUGGUCGCUCCCCCAGUAUGGCCGACUCUAUUAUUUCUCAUAUGUCGUCUCUUGACUUCAAUCCUCAACAACAUGACCCCUUCUCGGACGACUUUUCUUACGUUCCAUGCUUCACUUUCGACCAAGCACGUUCGACAUUCAGGGACACAGUAUUAGGAUUAGAGUAUCUACACUAUCAGGGUGUUGUCCACCGUGAUAUCAAACCGGCGAAUCUCUUAUGGAGCAAGGAUCACCGUGUCAAGAUCUCCGACUUUGGCGUUUCCUACUUUGGUCGGCCUAUUCGUGAUGGCGAAUUUGACGACACUGUGUCAGAGUCCGAGGCCAAGGACUUCGACGAUGAUCUCGAACUCGCCAAAACUGUUGGAACACCUGCCUUCUUCGCUCCCGAGUUGUGCUAUACCGAUUUGGACACAGAACAGCCAAAGGUUUCUGAACAGAUCGAUGUGUGGUCUCUUGGUGUGACCCUCUACUGUCUGAUCUACGCCCGAAUCCCGUUCCUUGCUGAGGAUGAGUUUCAGAUGUUCCGUAAGAUUGCCACGGAAGAGGUUUAUAUCCCUAAACGCCGAUUACUCCCUGUUCAUCCUUCCACCUCACCAGCUGCUACAUCCCUUUACAAGCGACAGAAUACUCACCCCUAUCGUGACGACAAUGAUUUGGUUUAUGAGGAAGUCGACAAUCUUCUUAUUGAUCUCUUGCGACAGAUGCUCACCAAGAACCCGGAAAGGCGUAUUCGACUCCGAGAUAUUAAGCGCCACCCAUGGGUCGUCCAAGACAUGGCGAACCCUAUCGGCUGGCUCGAUGAUACUGAUCCUGCCCGCCCAUCAUCAGGUCGCAAGAUCCAAGUUGAUGAGAGGGAAAUGUCCUCCGCUGUUGUGCCUCUUACCUUUCUGGAGCGUGCUCGCUCAGUGGUUAAGAAAGCUGUAGGCAAGGUAAUGCACCCCCUGGUGGAACGAAGUGAUAGCAAAACGCGACGUCGAGCCAACAGUAGUGCCGCUAGCUCCGCCGGUGACAGUGUCAGUAUGUGCAACAACGGACCUCCGACUCCUCACCAACAAUACCGUGAUAACCGACGCAAGAGCCUUCGUCCGGAUGACUAUUUUGCGAACGCGAUGCGUGAUGCUUCUGCCGCACCCGAGCAUCCCCUUUCAGUCAGCACAGCAGCUAGCCCUCAACCCGAAUCUGUCAUAUACGAUCCUCUAGCAACAGUCCUUCCAGAAGCUGGCGUUUACCGGGGACAUGCCCAUGCUCACAGUGAAAGUGAGUCUCACCGUGAACCCGAAAAGUCUGUCUCGGCAGCCUCCCUAUGGCCAUUCCAUCGCCAUGCCCACAGCCAUGGACAUAGCAAAACUACACAGCACUUCUUCCACUUUGGCAGCAACCUGCCCAUCUCUCAGACUACACCUACAACUCCGAGCUUCGCCAGUCAAGCUGAUUCACAAGAAGACUCUGGAGCUGAGACCAUUCGCAAGACUCGUGAUAUGGAUCCCGUGGACGCAAUGGAUGAAAGCUCUCGAUCAAAAUCUGUCGAUCGCGGUCUUUUUUCCAAUUCUGACAAGCGUGCUGAGCCCAAGGUGGGUGUGAAUACCACAGUUGUCCCUGGCAAUGUUCAACUACCCACUCGACAUGGACGACAGCCCGUGAAGUCUGUUGACUUGGGAAAUAUCUCACAUCACAGGCGGCCUGAGCCAUCGCUUCUAUCUUCAUCUCUUGCUGCUGCUGCGGCCGCCGGACAUCGACACAGUCAUUCAGAAUCGACAUAUACUGCCGACGCACAUACGUCCACCAGGACCAGACCUCGGUCUCUGCAACGAAUGGACAGCGCUCCCAUCACCAGAACAACACCCCCUCGUCCUUCGGAAGAACUCUGCAUGCGACGAUGUGACCGACCGCAAUCAGAGCAUAUUAGCUUCUCCUGCCCGCCAUCGCCUAUUCAAGAGGAGUGGGAUCGAGAUGAGCCUCUUCCUCGUGCAGACACCAUGCCCACUACAAAGUCGUCGAGCAUAGAUUCCAUGGAGGCUUUGGCCACACCUUCGACUAGCCCAAGUGAAGUUACCAGUCCCGUCUCGGCACUCCCUUCAACGGCUAGCACCUCGGAGAGAAUGCUGGCAUUCCAGUCCGACCCCUCCUUGCCAGCUCUACUAAGUGGUGCCAGCUCUGUCUCAGCCGAUAUGGAAGCUGAACUCCUUUGCAAACCAGGCAUUGUCAGCGCUCAUCCUGAAUUGCUCGAGACUACCGAUAGUCUGACGCCACCAGGAUUUGACAAGGAAUCCGAUGGCUUCCCUAUCGAUCAGGUUUAUGGUCACCCUUCUGCCAUGGACAGCGGCUCCCUUGCUGUACACCUGGAGGGUAACGCACGAGACUCCGUGACAAGUACGCCCGUUGCACGACCUGUGGAUGAUGAGUCCGACGACGAUGGCAGUGAUGAUGGGAUACUCCUGAUGGCCAAGUCGAAGAAGAAGCCAAUACAAAGCACACAACGACCUGCAGCGUGCUAUCCUCCUAAGAGACGUGAUACCAACAUUAGCAUUGCAAGCACUGAGACUGCCAAGAAGGUGCCGACCUCUACAUAUGGUGACGAGGGGACGUCACCCUAUGAACCAUGA
Fusarium coffeatum is the source of this 3756-nucleotide messenger RNA. RefSeq lists its product as uncharacterized. Bases 1 to 3756 code for a protein of 1251 amino acids. Gene Ontology annotation, molecular function: ATP binding; protein kinase activity. Gene Ontology annotation, biological process: protein phosphorylation. The transcript is spliced from 2 exons. The record is from RefSeq and is a predicted model, not a curated record. NCBI's taxonomy places the organism in Eukaryota, Fungi, Ascomycota, Sordariomycetes, Hypocreales, Nectriaceae.